This is a messenger RNA of Orbicella faveolata, 1880 nucleotides long. RefSeq lists its product as uncharacterized. Lineage: Eukaryota; Metazoa; Cnidaria; Anthozoa; Scleractinia; Merulinidae. The record is from RefSeq and is a predicted model, not a curated record.
AUGGACAGAGAAGGCAAACGUCUGCGACGCAGGCUACAUGCCAGAGGACGGGAUGAAAGUCUGAGACUGUUAUAUUUUGUUUUCUGUUUAGAUCAACAGGGUCAGCUGACAAUUUCAGCUUCAACCUCACUGAGAGCCACACAGAUUAAUCUGUAUAACAAAGGAGAAUCUUCUAUUCUUCUUAUCAACGCAACCUGCAAGCCUGCGGUAUUGACCCUACAACUGGUUGAUAUGUACAAGCAGCUUGAUAAGGGCAAGAAAUGGACUCUUGAGUUCCCGUUGUCUUGUUCAGGAGCUUCGAGUCUGAACUACCGAGGAAAAUGCUUUGUAAAAAUAUCUCACGUCUGUCGCGAAGUCAUCACUCCUGUGAAGAAGACCAAGUUUGACUUUAUAGAUGGUGAAAUUGAGGAAUGUGAAAACGUGAAGAGCAUUCUGGGUAAACUUGCCAGGAGUAGUUUUGCGGCAUCUUUUGGCGUCAACGAUGACUUGUCAGCGUCGCUAGCUGUUACCGCAAUACUGGAACUUGCUCUGAUUAUAGUAACACUUAUUGUCAAGGUUCUGUUUGUCGGUUUUACUAAAGGCUGGAAUUCUUCUAGAAAAGAAUUUUGUGAUCGCUUCUUUAACGCUGUUCGAAUAUCUCGCACUAAUCAAGUGGAUAAGAAGAGAGGUGCUGAACCAGAUACAGAAGAACCAAGAUGAGAAGAACGUUUUCUGAUAGAAGGUAAGUUUAGCAAGCUGUGUGGGAAGAAAGGUGACACUUAAAAUUUUGUCUACAUGCGUAGAUAAUACAUUGUUUUUCACGGCGUUUGGCAUAGUAGCAGGCUAAAAUUCUCGAGCACGGAUGGCUUGGCUUUAUUAAUCUCACAGUUUUAAACUGCAGUAGAACAGCAGUCGUCAAUCAGCAUAUAUGACGAUUGUUUCUCCCUCCCUAAUUAACUCACACUGGUCAUAAAAUUGCAGAUUGCUAUUGGAUAGCUAAUAAUUACUACGUUUAAAAGAUGAAUAAGUUUAGUAACCAGGUUUCAACCAGGUGUUGUUACGGGAAACUGGUUCCGUUUCUAGUGGCAACUUGUCGACUUUUGACGUCAUGCGCAGCCUAGCGCGCGAAAUUGCAGGUGACGAUAUUGUUAUCACUGGAAACGAGUAGAGUUUCCCAUGACAACACCGUAAUUCUCGUCAUACACCAAAGUUCCGUCGCGGCUUACUCAACUGAUAAUCGCAGUAAACCCUCAUUGCAUGUCUUCAUGCUGAUUCGUGUUUAUACUCUACUUUGUCUACAGACCACUGAUACGACCAUUCAAAAUAUCCUACUGAUGUUCAUAAGAUUAAAAGACUAAAUGUGAAUAGUCAAAGAUUUGCUCUUAUUAAAAGUUGUUAUCGUUCUAAACAAAAGCAGUUUGGCUCUUUAGUCCCCUUAUUGACCCAAAUCAACCUUUGUUCCGUUAGUGUUGGUACCAGUCCAGACUCCAACCUAGUCCCCAGCGCGCUUUCCUCAAAUGUAGGAAGAGCGGGUUCUGAAGAGGAAAGUGCCCUGGUACGAGGUACUCUAAACCCUGGAGAGGAACAGCAAAGUUUGAGUUCUGGUAAAGCCAUUGUAUAAUGUUCUUGAGACAUCUAACCUUCACAGGGCUUUUCUUGACUCAGGUGCGGUACAAAUGAGUCUCGGUGAAAUAUUCCAACAACCUAAAAAACUGUCGGUGUCGACUCGCGAUGGAGUAGCAAAGAUACGUCGGUACUGUUUGGUCAUUAACCGCGACGUCAACAAUUGUAUCAAAACUUUUAAUGAGGAAAUAGAAAAGGUUUUUGUUAAGACGAUUUAGAUAAAGUUUUGAACGACUAGUAGCUUUAUACUAAAACAAUUACAUUAUUCGCUCUCGAUU